UCGAUUGUGUCGACAGUUUAGCCGCUCUGCUGGUUGCUUCACUGGAGCGUAGUGCAGAAUGGAGCUUCCCCAGCUGGAACAUGUGAGGCUCCGCAGGUGUGACAGUGCAGCCUCGGUGCCUCAGUUCUGUAACUCUCCCACGUUGAUUGUGAUGGUGGGGUUGCCAGCCAGAGGGAAGACGUACAUCUCCAAGAAGCUCACUCGCUACCUGAACUGGAUUGGAGUGCCCACAAAAAUGUUUAAUGUGGGCCAGUACCGCAGAGAGGCCGUCAAGAUCUAUAAGAACUUUGAGUUCUUUAAGCCUGACAAUGAGGAGGCCAUGAGGAUCCGCAAGGCCUGUGCAGCAGCCGCCCUCAAAGACGUCGCCGCCUACUUCUCAAAGGAACAGGGACAAGUAGCCGUAUUUGAUGCUACCAACACCACGAGGGAGAGGAGGGCCAUCAUUUUAAGUUACGCAAAGGAGAAGGGCUACAAAGUGUUCUUUGUGGAAUCAAUCUGUGAUGACCCAGACAUCAUUGCAGAAAAUAUUAAGCAAGUAAAAUUUGGGAGUCCAGAUUAUGUGGAUCGGGACAUAGACGAGGCCAUGCAAGACUUCAGCCAGCGCAUUGAAUGUUACAGGGCCAGCUACAUGCCUAUAGAUGAUGAGAGGGACAGGAAGCUCUCCUACAUCAAGAUCUUUGACGUGGGCAGUAGAUACCUGGUGAACCAGGUCAAGGACCACAUUCAAAGCAGGAUAGUCUACUACCUCAUGAACAUCCACGUCACACCGAGAUCCAUCUACCUGAGCCGCCACGGAGAGAGCGAACUCAACCUGUUGGGUCGCAUCGGUGGAGAUUCAGGCCUCUCCCCCAGAGGACAGAAGUAUGCCAGUGCCUUGGCGACCUUCAUCAGAGGUCAGAAUAUCAAAGACCUGAAGGUUUGGACGAGUCACAUGAAGAGGACCAUCCAGACUGCAGAAGCUCUGGGAGUCCAGUACGAACAGUGGAAGGCCCUCAACGAGAUAGACGCCGGUGUGUGUGAGGAGUUAACCUACGAGGAGAUUCAGGAGAAUUACCCAGAAGAGUUUGCACUAAGAGACCAGGACAAGUAUCGGUAUCGUUACCCCAAGGGUGAGUCCUAUGAGGACCUUGUCCAUCGUCUGGAGCCGGUGAUCAUGGAGCUAGAGAGGCAGGAAAACGUUUUGGUAAUCUGCCACCAGGCUGUGUUUCGCUGCCUGCUGGCCUACUUUCUAAACAAACCUGCAGAUGAACUGCCUUAUCUCCGAUGCCCUCUUCACACGGUGCUCAAACUCACACCGAUAGCUUAUGGCUGUAAAGUCGAGUCAUUUUUCCUCAAUAUUGAAGCAGUCAACACACACAGAGAGAGGCCAGUGAAUGUCGACGUCAACAGAAACAAUGAAGAAGCUCUGCAGACGGUUCCUGACCACAUUUAGAUAGUAAUUUGUGAGAAAAGCACUGCAACCGUGUAAAACUGGACGUGUUGCUGCUUUUAUUGUAUUCACUAAAUAUUAGAGAUGCACUCCAGCGAAAGGGUUGUGUGAAAAAAGAAGCCGAGGGGCUUUGAGGCAGGAGAGGGCUAGAUCUUAAGCAGCCUACAUGAAAAAUUCAGCACAGAAGCACAUGGACUCCCUCCUGCAGGUGCACCUGCAGGAGAUUCGGUUUGCAUCAUGACUGUGAAUGUUCCUGCGUCUAAUCUGAAUAGAGUUUACUUUUCUCAACUUUUUAAAAGUGUCACAUUGUUUACAAAUGUUUUAGCGAUAGAAAAUAAUAAUAAAAUGCACUGUGUUUUUGAGACUGAGAGGCUGUAUGUGUCCUGGCAUGAGAGGCCGAGAGAUGCAAGUAUUUGAAUUUAAAAGCCACCGAAUUCUUAGAUAAUAAAUAAAACUGGAAUUCAAACACUGCUGAAUU
Plectropomus leopardus (leopard coralgrouper) is the source of this 1907-nucleotide messenger RNA. RefSeq names its product 6-phosphofructo-2-kinase/fructose-2,6-biphosphatase 1 (gene pfkfb1). Gene Ontology annotation, cellular component: cytosol; 6-phosphofructo-2-kinase/fructose-2,6-biphosphatase complex. Gene Ontology annotation, molecular function: ATP binding; fructose-2,6-bisphosphate 2-phosphatase activity; 6-phosphofructo-2-kinase activity. The record is from RefSeq and is a predicted model, not a curated record. Lineage: Eukaryota; Metazoa; Chordata; Actinopteri; Perciformes; Serranidae. Gene Ontology annotation, biological process: fructose metabolic process; fructose 2,6-bisphosphate metabolic process.